GAGACUCUUCAUCAGUUUCACGGCAAAAGCGGCUUACUGGUACGCUUCGGAGAGUGUGCGUCUGUUUAGAGCUCUCCUUAAAUACCGUCUUUGCUUCUCCUCUUCGCGAUCUCUCUAGGGUUUUCCGAGGGUCUCUUCCAAUCCUCUGAUCGUGCGCGGCUCACCGGAACGCGUAGCUUUGUUAAAAGCUCUGCAGCUAUGGAAUCGACUCUCGUGAUCAAGGUUCGGUAUGCUGACACAUUGAGGCGGUUCAAUGCUGUUAUUAGGGAGGAUGGACAACUGGCCCUUAACUUGGAGGGUCUCAGGGCUAAGGUCCUUGGUCUUUUUAACUUCCCUCCCGAUGCAGUGAUCGGGCUGACCUACGUCGAUGAAGAUGGGGAUGUUGUGACCCUUGUUGAUGACUCUGAUCUGCAAGAUGUCACCAGGCAAAACCUCAAGUUCUUGAGGGUGGAUGUCAGUCUCAAGACCGAGAAAGAUGCUUCUUCUUAUGCCGCUUCUAGCUGCAGUUCUACGCCGUUGAGAUCUCCUGCAACCGAGAGGCCAUCAACACCUAAUGUUGGGGGCAGUGUUGCUGAUGUGCUCAAGACUCUGCAACCUGCUCUGUCUGCUCUACCUCCAACGGUUGCUGAAGCUGUUGCAAAAUUUUCAACUGAUUUUGCUUCGAAAGCUGCUGCUUCUGGUGCCCAGUUUAAAAUUGAUGUGAAGGAAGUGUCGAAAUCAGCCCAGCAACCUCUGUAUGAAGCACUAUCGAAGAUGUCUCUGGACCUGGCUUCGAAUGCCGGUUCUUCUUCUGCUCCUGUGCUGACCGAUCUUGUUGACAGCUUGUCAAAGAUCGGGCUUUCCUACAUCAGUACUCCUCAGGAGCCUAAGACUAAUGCAACACCUCAAACCAAGGAUGCAGGUGUUCCAACUGCACCAUCUGCGGUUCCAGAUGCUUCCCGUGGUGGUGGCAUGCAAGAAGACUUGGCUGAAUCCAGUGCCAGGACACGUGGUGUGUCAAGGCCAUCAAAGCCUGUUUCUUCUGCUCCUGUUGAUCUGAAUCGGGACCCGCCUAUUGAUUCUUCUCCAUUAGUAGAGAGUUCUUCACAAAACAAGGCAUCUGAGAAGAAAGCAAAAGAACCAAGUGCUGGGGUUCACGUUCCUACUGAUACAGUGAAUCCUUGGGGCAGUUCAUGCCCAUUUAGUGGGGUGGGGCUGUUUGACAGCUCUUACACACUACCUCAUCCUCUGCCUCCCCACUUCAAGCCAUUUAAACCGUUUAAGAGGAGCCACAGCCGCAGUGAUGGCAUGGUUGGCUUGUUCCACCGCGGUGUUCAAUGUGAUGGCUGCGGGAUACAUCCCAUUGCUGGACCUCGUUACAAAUCAACUGUAAAGGAAAAUUAUGACUUGUGCUGCAUGUGCUUUGCUCAAAUGGGUAACGAAACUGACUAUGUCAAGAUGGAUAAGCCCGCGACUUAUCGUCAUUCACGGUCUUUCAGAGGCUCGAAUUGUCCUGCUUCUGCUUGGACGUGCCCCGUACCACCAGUCAGGCCUAUAACAAAACAAGGUGGAUCUGUUCAGCCUAGGCUAGACAGUCGCUUUGUUUUAGAUGUGAAUGUAGUGGAUGGUACUGUACUGGCUCCAUCUACUCCAUUUACAAAAAUCUGGCGACUGCGCAACAAUGGUAAUCUUGUGUGGCCCAAGGGUACUCAGCUUGUGUGGAUUGGAGGAGACAGAUUCAACCACACUGAUUCAUCUGAGCUAGAGAUUGCUGCAAAUGGUCUUCCCGUGGAUGAAGAACUUGAUGUUGCUAUUGACUUUACUUCUCCUGCAAAACCUGGUCGAUACAUCUCAUACUGGAGACUGGUUUCACCAUCUGGCACCAAAUUUGGUCAGCGCAUCUGGGUUCUUAUCCAUGUGGAUGCUUCCCUGAAGGUUGCUUCUGGCACAAGUCUCCAGGGUUUCAACCUCAAUUUACCCCCUGUUUCUGUUGCUGCCUCUGAUUCCCCUCAAACUGUAGUAGAUGCGACUAAUAAGCCUGCUGAUUCAGCCUUACCCUCAGAGGUGACUGCGACACACAUCUUCGAUCAACUGGCCAAGUCAGAGCAGGAGAAGAAUUUCCCUGUUAAUGAUGCCUUGCUUGUUGGGAAUCACCCCUCACCCUCGGACACCAAGUCGAGCAGCUCUUAUUUGCCCUACCCUAUGAUAGACCUGUCUGAUGCAGCAGCCGGCCCCUCUUCUAGCAUCGGCAAACCAAGUGCUCCUGCCGCGAUAGGAAUGCCCAAACCAACUGCAGAACAAGAAGACAAGAAUGUGGAGGAUGCCGUUGAGGAGAGCCUUCUGAAGGAGCUGGAGGACAUGGGGUUCAAGCAGGUGAAUCUGAACAAGGAGAUCCUGAGGAUGAACGAGUAUGACCUGGACCAAUCGCUGGACGAUCUCUGUGGUGUUGCUGAGUGGGACCCGAUCCUUGAGGAGCUGAAAGAAAUGGGUUUCUGUGACAAUGAAGUGAACAAGAAGCUGCUGAAGAAGAACAAUGGGAGCAUCAAGCGUGUGGUGAUGGACCUCCUCACUGGCGAGAAGGCCUAGCCGCGGGCUGGAGACUCGGUUUCUGAGUUUUAAGUGUUCUCUAUGAAAAGUAGCAUAUAAAUAAGUGGGGGUCAUCUUAUGUCGUUGGAACAUCUUCCGUAGCUCUGGUUUUCGGCUUUUCGCUGUUUGCUAAUAGCUCUAAAACUUCUGGUCCUGUAGUUCUCUGUGUUUGAACUUUCGGUUUAUAUGAAUAAAUGGCUGGGACUUCUGUUCCCCUGCUAUGUUUAUAGAUUAUAUGAAUGGUGUUUUUUCGUCGAAUACUUAUCGAAUUCGCAGAUGGUAAUAGAGGUCGGUAUGGAAUGAAAACUGCGAACCAAAUGUAUCGAGCAAAGAUUACAAGAUAAAGCAACUGGCAGCCAUCACUGGCAACUCGUCUACACAAACUUCAUCUUCCUUCCAACUCUCUAAAGCGCAGAAACAACUUGUUCAUUCAAAAAUUCACCAUCUGAACUUAAUACGCUGCUGACAUUAUUAAGCACACAAAAAGAAAAGGUGGAACAAAGGUACGGUGUAUUGUCGGUUUUCUUGCCUGCUUCCUCAACCAGUUUCUUGCUCAAACUCUUCGCCUUCAGAUUCGUCUGCAUUGUCAGCAUCGUCAUCAUCCGGAUCAUUAUCAUCCUCAUCUUUAUCAUUGUCGACCGUUGUCUUCCCAAUCACGAUCAAGUUGCUGUUAGUCUUCUGGAUCUCAUUCAACUGCAGCAACCAUGGAAAUAGGAUCGCUUGAACAUUCAACUUAAUUCACUGACUGCUUGACAAUGAAUUUAAUCACUUCGAUUGAAGCUAAUUACGGCUCGAGAUCAUGGGGAAAAGAGAUAAUCGUGCAAAAUCGCGCCCCUUCUUGGCUCGAAUUGAACCGGCUGUUCGCAAACUAGGUUACGGACAAUUACCGGCGAUAUCGACAUUUUAUCACGACUAGGGUUCGAGGCCAGCAGGGGCAGUGUUGUUACCUGCUCCUCGUAAACGUCCUCUUCCAUGGCGAGAAGCUGUUCCGGAGUGUGGGUUUGAGCGGGAGGCUGCGAUGACAUGAGGAAGGACGACGGCACUGUCCUCGUCGACCAUGGGUACUGCGUCAUGAACGCCGGAGUCUGCAACAUUUUUUUUCGCCGGCGUCGGUAGAUUUUUUUUUUUUUGU
This is a messenger RNA of Linum tenue, 3697 nucleotides long. The record is from the annotation of a GenBank genome assembly. Lineage: Eukaryota; Viridiplantae; Streptophyta; Magnoliopsida; Malpighiales; Linaceae.